This is a messenger RNA of Xiphophorus hellerii (green swordtail), 1644 nucleotides long. It is a transcript of the gene atat1, whose product is annotated as alpha tubulin acetyltransferase 1. Gene Ontology annotation, molecular function: tubulin N-acetyltransferase activity. The coding region runs from base 265 to 1551 and encodes 428 amino acids. Gene Ontology annotation, biological process: alpha-tubulin acetylation. Gene Ontology annotation, cellular component: microtubule. Lineage: Eukaryota; Metazoa; Chordata; Actinopteri; Cyprinodontiformes; Poeciliidae. The transcript has 12 exons. The record is from RefSeq and is a predicted model, not a curated record.
GUGACGCUGUGCCUUAGCGACACAAUGAAGUAGCGGUGUAAAUAACCCCUGUAGAUGAAACAGCAUUAUUUAGUUUUUUGUAGAAUUAGAAAUUGGAGUCUUAAAUGGUUGUGGUGUUUCGGUUUCGACGGUUAAGCGGUGAAUAUCUUUGAAGUGACUCGCUAAAUUAUUUAGUGGUUGCUUAGUGAGACUGAAACCUCUCAUCUAGCUAACCUCCUUCAGCCUUGUACUGUAGUAUAUCACAGCUAUCAGCAAGUCUGCGCCAUGGAGUUUCCUUUUGACAUUAAUCAGUUGUUCUCUGAGAGGAUCUCCAUUCUGGACCAGAAUCUUGUUGCAAGUCGCCAAUCUAAAGAAAAGCCAGAUCUUCGGGUCAAAAUUGCAACAGUUCUUGAUGAACUUGGGGAAGCCUCAGCAAAGGCACAAGACCUCCCAGCUCCUAUAACAAGUGCUUCCAAGCUGCAGUUCCAGAAGCAUCAGCUGUACCUGAUGAAGGACGGAGAGAGCAGCCGAGGACGGGGUGUGGUUGUGGGAUUUCUGAAGGUUGGCUACAAGAAGUUAUUUCUGCUUGAUCGAAAUGGUGUGCACAUCGAAGUAGAGCCACUGUGUGUUUUGGAUUUCUACAUUGCAGAAAACUUACAGCGACAUGGCUAUGGGCUAGAACUAUUCAAUUUUAUGUUACAGCAUCAGAACGUGGAGCCAGUGUUGUUGGCAUAUGACAGACCUUCCACCAAAUUGCUGGCAUUUCUGGCUAAGCAUUACAAUCUGAGGCAGAGCGUUCCUCAGGUCAAUAACUUUGUUGCCUUUGAGGACUUCUUCCACAAAAGAGCAGUGUCCCAGUUGAGAAGAGUAAAAAAGCCUGAUGGAGAGAUUAAGCCUUAUUCUUUAAUGGAAAGAGAAGCGGUACGCCAAGAGCAGAGGACACUUCCUUGGCCAUUUGCUGCUCCUCAGUCUCCUCACCGCUCAGUAUCUUCCCAGUGCUCCCAGUCUCCCAGUGCGGGCUCCUCUCCCAGGAGGGUGCUUCCAUGUGUCACACAUCCAGCGUUUGCUGGAGACAGCAGGGAGCAGAGCCCACAUUCACCUCUGAUGGACUGCUGCAGGACAAGACGUAGCAAUAGCGAAAAGGGUUUAGUUGCCAGAUCCAACCUGUACAGUCGACACAUGGACAUCAGACAUGCUGGACUCCUGGACAGAAACUCAAGUUGGACACCAAUGGGAGAUCAGACAUGUGCACUGGGCUGGAAAAACGAACACAGUAUUGUCUCUCUGUUGAGGAGAGCCCAGCCUGGCCUGGCAGCGCCGCCUGGACCCCAGAGUGAUGAUGUUUACAGCCUGACUACCACAGAUGGCACAAAGAAGCACCUGAAUUCAGCAACGUCAGACAAGACUAAAGUGUUGGACAAUAAACAGAGCUCAUCUGAAGGCAACCACAAACCUCUAGAGAAAGAUCAUAUCAGAAAACAGCCAGACUGGUCAUGGGCAGUGGGAGGAAACUACUCCACUGCACAGUGGGUCAAGCAGAAUCAGGUUUACAGAAGCACCCGCCCUUGGUAAUCAGGAACAUCUAACAUGGAUGACCAAGAUAAACACAGUAGCCACACAUGGAUAAGCUGGACUGUGGUAUUAAAUUAAGCAGAAUGUUCCAAA